AUGGUUCCACAACGGGAACGAUGGCCUGCACCUAUAGGCAAGGGAGAAAGGCUGAUCCUCCUCCAUGCCGGGAGUUGCAAUGGAUUUAUCCCGGGAUGUUGCUUACUAUUUAAAUCUGGGGGUACUGAAGACUACCACGAAGAAAUGGACGGUGUCACUUUUCAAGCCUGGUUCAAGGACACGCUGCUUCCACAACUCAGUACUCCAUCUACAAUUGUAAUGGACAAUGCGUCCUACCACUCGCAACUAUUGGAUAAAGUUCCGAAUAAAAUCAUCAAAAAAAAGGCUGAGAUGCAGGAAUGGCUUCAGCGACAUCACAUUACGUUCGAAGAAGAGAUGACAAAGGCGGAGCUUUUAGAGCUAAUAAUUCAAAAUAAACCCCCAAAUCCCACUUACAUAAUUGAUGAUUUAGCUCGAAAAGCUGGCCACAAGGUUGUUCGACUGCCACCCUACCACUGUCAUUUCAAUAGCAUUGAAUUAAAUCUGGGCUCAGGUUAA
Molecule: messenger RNA, 498 nt
Organism: Homalodisca vitripennis (glassy-winged sharpshooter)
Lineage: Eukaryota; Metazoa; Arthropoda; Insecta; Hemiptera; Cicadellidae
Exons: 1
Coding region: 1-498 (165 amino acids)
Molecular function (GO): nucleic acid binding
Source: RefSeq, a predicted model, not a curated record